This is a messenger RNA of Mirounga angustirostris (Northern elephant seal), 12224 nucleotides long. RefSeq names its product HECT, C2 and WW domain containing E3 ubiquitin protein ligase 2 (gene HECW2). The record is from RefSeq and is a predicted model, not a curated record. Gene Ontology annotation, biological process: regulation of dendrite morphogenesis; protein polyubiquitination. Bases 536 to 5419 code for a protein of 1627 amino acids. The transcript is spliced from 32 exons. Lineage: Eukaryota; Metazoa; Chordata; Mammalia; Carnivora; Phocidae. Gene Ontology annotation, molecular function: ubiquitin protein ligase activity; protein binding. Gene Ontology annotation, cellular component: cytoplasm.
AGCUGCCUGCGACGCGCGGCGGCGCCCCCGGCCGCCUGCUUUCCCCGCGGCGCGCGCGGACCGGCCGGAGGGCGCCGGGGCCCCGGGUCGGGUCGACUGCGGGGGCGCCCUUCCGCCCCGCGGCCCCGUUCCCCCCCGCAGCUCGCGACGGCGGCGGCGCCGAGCCCCAGAGUUGGAAGUCUUUGGAGACAAGACAGAGAGCUCACAGAGUUACAAGGGAUCGAUAUUAAAGUUCCAGAAGGCAAGCAUCGGCGAUCAUCAUAGUUAGAGGUGGACGGGAAUUCAUCUCUCGGUGACUCAUGCCAACAGUUAUCUUGAUAGAACGAACAUCUGUUACCGUAAUUACUGCUGCUUUUCUUUCAUGCUCAUCUCAUGAACAAGGUGAGACACCCCUUCUGCACCCACAGGGUUGUGGGUGCGAUCACUGGUGCUCACGAUAGAACGAACAUCUGUUACCGUAAUUACUGCUGCUGUUCUUUCCUGCUCAUCUCGUGAACAAGCUUUGUAGGAAGCUAACCUCCAAGAGGCAGACGGGAUGGCUAGCUCAGCCCGGGAGCACCUGCUUUUUGUGCGGCGUCGAAAUCCCCAGAUGCGGUACACACUGAGCCCAGAGAACCUCCAGAGCCUGGCUUCCCAGAGCUCCAUGCCGGAGAACAUGACCCUACAGAGGGCGAACAGCGACACAGACCUGGUGACUUCCGAGAGCCGCUCCAGCUUGACUGCGAGCAUGUACGAGUACACGCUGGGGCAAGCCCAGAACCUCAUUAUCUUCUGGGAUAUUAAAGAGGAGGUGGACCCCAGUGAUUGGAUUGGACUUUAUCAUAUAGAACCAAAAUCUCUGGAAGAGCAGCCCAGGAAUCUGCAUUUUAAAGAAGCCUUCAGGAUAUUUAGAGUGAGCAAUGGAGUUGGGCAAUCAUUGCUGUGGAGAAUCAAUCAUCUAAAGGGAAAAGUGGCCAAUGAUGAUUUGUUUCCUAGUGAGUGUGCAGGACAUGUUGAUGAGAAUUCUCCAGCCAACUUCUGGGAUUCUAAAAACAGGGGUGUGACUGGAACCCAAAAAGGGCAAAUUGUAUGGAGAAUUGAGCCUGGGCCCUAUUUCAUGGAACCGGAGAUAAAAAUCUGUUUUAAGUACUACCACGGCGUUAGUGGAGCCCUUCGUGCCACCACCCCUUGCAUCACCGUGAAGAACCCGGCUGUGAUGAUGGGGGCAGAAGGCAUGGAAGGAGGUGCUUCUGGAAAUCAACAUUCUCGGAAACUAGUUAGCUUUACCUUGUCAGAUCUUAGAGCAGUUGGGCUAAAGAAAGGGAUGUUCUUCAAUCCUGACCCUUAUCUUAAGAUGUCCAUUCAGCCAGGGAAGAAGAGCAGUUUCCCCACCUGUGCGCACCAUGGGCAGGAGAGAAGGUCUACUAUCAUCAGUAACACCACUAAUCCAAUUUGGCACCGAGAGAAAUAUUCCUUUUUUGCACUUCUUACUGAUGUCUUAGAAAUUGAAAUUAAAGACAAAUUUGCCAAGAGCCGUCCCAUCAUCAAGCGUUUUCUGGGGAAACUAACCAUUCCAGUCCAGAGAUUGCUGGAGCGGCAAGCCAUUGGCGACCAAAUGCUCAGCUACAACCUUGGCCGCAGGCUCCCAGCUGACCACGUGAGCGGGUACCUCCAGUUUAAAGUGGAGGUUACGUCUUCUGUGCACGAAGAUGCUUCUCCAGAAGCUGUUGGCACAAUACUUGGGGUCAAUACUGUAAAUGGAGACCUAGGAAGCCCUUCUGAUGAGGAGGACAUGCCCGGGGGCCAUCAUGACAGCCCCGUUUGUUCUAAUGGACCAGUUUCUGAGGACAGUGCUGCUGAUGGGACGCCCAAGCAUUCUCUCAGGACUAGCUCUACUCUGGAAAUAGACACAGAGGAAUUAACCUCUACUUCUUCAAGGACCUCACCUCCCCGAGGACGUCAGGAUUCACUCAAUGAUUACUUAGAUGCGAUUGAACACAAUGGCCAUUCCAGGCCGGGCCCAGCCACCUGCUCGGAGAGGUCCAUGGGAGCCUCUCCAAAACUAAGGAGUAGUUUUCCCACUGACACAAGACUCAAUGCAAUGCUUCAUAUCGACUCAGAUGAGGAAGACCACGAGUUCCAGCAAGACCUAGGAUAUCCAUCUUCCUUGGAGGAGGAGGGAGGGCUAAUAAUGUUUGGCACGGCAUCGAGAACUGAUGAUGUGAGCCUGACAUCACAGACAAAGCCAGAAGACAACCCAGUGGAGGUGGAGGAAGCCCCCACAAAUGAAGCCGCUUCCUUCGAGGAUAAGCCAGAACAUCUUCCAGAGCUGGCAGAGGCCUCCUUACCCCCAGGCCCAGUCCCAGAUGAAAGCGAAAAUGGCCCAGAGUCUCAACCAAGUGCUGACCAGGGCAGCACCGAAUUGUGUGGCUCUCAGGAGGUGGAUCAGCCCACGAGUGGGGCAGACACGGGGACUUCCGACACGUCAGGAGGAAGCCGCAGAGCCAUCAGUGAGACUGAGUCCCUGGAUCAGGGGUCUGAGCCUUCCCAGGUAUCCUCUGAAACAGAGCCCAGUGACCCUGCCAGGACAGAGAGCGUGAGCGAGGCCAGCACGCGGCCGGAGGGCGAGAGCGACCUGGAAGGCGCCGACAGCUCCUGCAAUGAGAGCGUUACCACACAGCUCUCCUCGGUGGACACGCGGUGCUCGUCUCUUGAGAGCGCACGCCUUCCCGAAACCCCGGCCUUUUCCUCUCAGGAGGAGGAAGAUGGAGCCUGCGCAGCAGAACCCAUCAGCAGCGGCCCCGCGGAAGGGUCGCAGGAUUCCAUACGCACUCCCAGUGCUUUGCCGGUGGUGCAGGCGCCCAGUGGAGAGGAGGAAAGGCCAGGGGCAGACUCGGCCCCUCUGCCUCACCAGGAGGAGGUGGGGGAGGUCUGGCAGCGGCGGGGGAGCCUGGAGGGAGCUGCUGCUGCCGAGAGCCAGCCCCAAGGAGCGGGUGAUGCCGGGGCUGCCCACGGGGCUUGUGAAGGGGCCACUGCCCAGGAGGAGGGCGCCACCGGAGGUUCUCAGGCCAAUGGCCACCAGCCAUUGAGAUCGCUGCCUUCGGUGCGCCAAGAUGUUAGCCGCUACCAGAGGGUGGACGAGGCUCUUCCACCAAACUGGGAGGCACGCAUUGACAGCCAUGGCAGGAUCUUCUACGUGGAUCACGUCAACAGAACCACCACGUGGCAGCGGCCAACAGCGCCCCCGGCCCCCCAGGUGCUGCAGAGGUCCAACUCCAUACAGCAAAUGGAGCAGCUGAACCGGAGGUACCAGAGUAUCCGCAGAACCAUGACUAACGAGAGGCCUGAGGAAAAUACCAACGCUAUCGAUGGGGCAGGGGAGGAAGCUGACUUUCACCAAGCCAGUGCAGAUUUCCGACGGGAGAACGUCCUGCCCCACUCUACCUCUAGAUCCAGGCUCACGUUGCUGUUACAGUCUCCCCCUGUGAAGUUCCUCAUCAGCCCAGAGUUCUUCACCGUGCUGCAUUCUAACCCUAGUGCCUACCGCAUGUUUACAAACAAUACGUGUUUGAAGCACAUGAUCACCAAAGUCCGGCGGGACGCCCACCACUUUGAGCGCUACCAGCAUAACCGAGAUCUUGUGGGAUUCCUCAACAUGUUCGCCAACAAACAGUUGGAGCUGCCAAGGGGCUGGGAGAUGAAACACGAUCAUCAGGGCAAGGCAUUUUUUGUCGACCACAACUCCCGCACCACCACUUUUAUCGACCCCCGGCUCCCGCUCCAGAGCAGUAGACCCACGAGCGCGCUGGUUCAUCGGCAGCACCUGACGAGGCAACGCAGCCACAGCGCCGGCGAGGUAGGAGAAGAUUCUCGACAUACAGGCCCACCAGUUCUUCCCAGGCCAUCGAGUACGUUCAAUACAGUCAGUAGGCCACAGUACCAGGAUAUGGUUCCAGUGGCUUACAAUGACAAGAUUGUUGCAUUUCUGCGCCAACCCAACAUCUUUGAAAUUCUACAGGAGCGUCAACCUGAUCUUACCAGGAAUCAUUCACUCAGGGAGAAGAUCCAAUUUAUCCGAACUGAAGGGACCCCAGGAUUGGUGCGUCUUUCAAGUGAUGCAGACCUUGUUAUGUUGCUGAGUUUAUUUGAAGAAGAGAUAAUGUCUUAUGUGCCUCCACAUGCCUUACUUCACCCCAGCUACUGUCAGUCCCCCCGUGGCUCCCCCGUGUCCUCUCCCCAGAACUCGCCGGGUACUCAGCGUGCCAAUGCCCGGGCUCCAGCCCCUUACAAGCGAGACUUUGAAGCCAAGCUAAGGAACUUUUACAGGAAGUUAGAGACUAAAGGAUACGGACAAGGCCCAGGGAAAUUGAAGUUAAUUAUCAGAAGAGAUCACUUACUAGAAGAUGCUUUUAAUCAGAUCAUGGGCUACUCCAGAAAAGACUUGCAGAGAAAUAAGCUGUACGUCACAUUUGUCGGGGAGGAAGGGCUGGAUUACAGUGGACCUUCCAGAGAGUUUUUCUUCCUCGUAUCCAGAGAACUCUUUAACCCGUACUAUGGCUUAUUUGAAUAUUCGGCCAAUGAUACAUACACAGUACAAAUAAGUCCCAUGUCUGCUUUCGUAGACAAUCACCAUGAAUGGUUCCGGUUCAGUGGUAGGAUUCUUGGUCUUGCACUCAUACACCAGUAUUUGUUGGAUGCCUUCUUCACACGGCCCUUUUAUAAAGCUCUUCUCAGAAUUCUGUGUGACCUGAGUGAUCUAGAAUACCUUGAUGAAGAGUUCCACCAGAGCCUGCAGUGGAUGAAAGACAAUGACAUCCAUGACAUCUUGGAUCUUACAUUCACUGUGAAUGAAGAAGUUUUUGGGCAGAUUACCGAACGAGAAUUAAAACCAGGGGGUGCCAAUAUCCCGGUCACAGAGAAGAACAAGAAGGAGUACAUCGAGAGGAUGGUGAAAUGGAGGAUUGAGAGGGGCGUCGUACAGCAAACAGAGAGCUUAGUGCGCGGCUUCUAUGAGGUGGUGGAUGCCAGGCUGGUGUCUGUUUUUGAUGCAAGAGAACUGGAACUGGUCAUCGCAGGCACAGCUGAAAUCGACCUGAGUGACUGGAGAAACAACACGGAAUAUAGAGGAGGAUAUCAUGACAAUCAUAUUGUAAUUCGGUGGUUCUGGGCUGCCGUGGAAAGAUUCAACAAUGAACAACGACUAAGGUUGUUACAGUUUGUCACAGGCACAUCCAGCAUUCCCUAUGAAGGAUUUGCUUCUCUCCGAGGGAGUAAUGGCCCAAGAAGAUUCUGUGUGGAGAAAUGGGGGAAAAUCACUGCUCUUCCCAGAGCUCACACUUGUUUUAACCGUCUGGAUCUCCCCCCGUACCCAUCCUUCUCCAUGCUUUAUGAAAAACUCUUGACAGCAGUGGAAGAGACCAGCACUUUUGGACUUGAGUGACCUGGAAAAGUGAGAUCGGGCUCCGUAUGGACAGGCAAUUUCAAAAGCUGCCCUCUCGAAGAAUGGCUGACCAUUGGAAGUUUGAAGAGUACACUUCCAUUAGAGUAAAGCUGAAUGCUCUGAUUUUCCAGGAACACACACUCUGUCACAUUUGGGGACCGGAUAGUGGUGAUGAGUCCUCUUGGAAGGAUUGGGGUGAGCUUGAUGCCCAGGGAACAACCCAACAGUCUUUCAAUCAACAGUUGUUGACUGCCAAACUUUUUUCCAUUUGUGUUAUGUUCCAAGACAAAGAUGAACCUGUACACGAUCAGUUCCACAGUCACUUUUAGGGACUCAGGAGAAUCUUGAAACUUACCCCUGAACGUGGAUCCAGCCAAACUGGCAGCACUUGGCCCAAUCUCCAAAUUAGCGCAGGUUAAAUAAUAUAAUAAAAACCAGUAUGUCUCCUGAAAGUACAUUCACUGAAGCCCUAAGUUAUAGCAGAAUGUUCAUUUUCUUGCUUAUGAGUGCCUGCAUGGUGUGCACCGUAGGUUUCAGCUUUCAUGGGACGCAAGUGAAAGUGAAAGCCAGUCAACAUGAGGUAACUUUAAAGAUCUGCAAUAAGGUGGUCUGUGGCAAUGUAUAUGCAAAGUGUGUAACUAUGGCUGAAGACAAACUGUUAUACAAUGAGUAACUAAUGACAGAUUUUAUGCUUUAUAAUGCAUGAAAACAAUUUAAAAAUAACUAGCAAUUAAUCACAGCAUAUCAGGAAAAAAUACACAGUGAGUUCUGUUUUAUUCGUCAUAGGUUCAUUAUAUUUAUGUUCUUUAAGCUGUAUAUAAGAACCUACCUGUCCUACUGUGUGUCAACCUGUUCCAUUUCCAUGUUCCAUGCUUACUCGGGCAUCAUGCUAGUAUGUAUCCUUUUAAGCACUCUCAAGGGAACAAAAGGGCCUUUUAUUUUUAUAAAGGUACAAAAAAAAUUCCCCGAAACAUUUUGCACUGAAUGUACCAAAGUUGAAGGGACAUUACAAUAUGACUAACAGCAACUCCAUCACUGGACAAGUAUAAUAGAAAAUAGCUUCUAAAUCAGACUUCCUUCACAGUGCCAUGUCUACCACUACAAGGACUGUGCAUCUAAGUAAUAAUUUUUUAAGACUCACUAUAUGUGAUAGUAUGAUGUGCAUUUAUUUAAAAUGCAUUAGACUUCUUCCAUCCAUCAAAUACUUUACAGGAUGGCAUUUAAUACAGAUAUUUCGUAUUUCCCCCACUGCUUUUUAUUUGUACAGCAUCAUUAAACACUAAGCUCAUUUAGGGAACCAUCAGCAACACCCAAGAGAUCAGCUCUCUUUAGUAAUAAGAAUUCCACUUUCCCUCGUCGGUGAAGACAUCACAAAUUGAAACUCUCAGUACUAUAUUUCUAAGCCUGCAUUUUCACUGAUGCAUAAUUUUCUUAUCAAUAUUAAGAAACAAUUUUUCUAUGGUAUCUCAGAAACUGCAUGAUAUCACUAAUGUUAUUUCUGCAUAGUUUUAUCAGAGGAUGUUCUUCAUUUUUAUUGCUUUUGGGGUUACUCCACAUCAUUGUUUUUUUCUUGACUUAUGGCCGUAACUAAUCGGAGUGAGUUCUUCAAUAGAGUGAAGUUAAAUCAUGGAUAAUAAAAGCACUGGAUUAGCAUUUGGUUUGCCAGCCUGUGAUUUUACAGGUGUUGCCCAAACACCUCUUUGAGAAUUAUAAGUAGCCAUGGAAUUCCUAUUAUGGGAUGUUGGCAAUCUUGUAUUUUAUAGGGUCACAUGCAUGGUUUUCACAGGUGGUUUAUAAGAACUAAUUGCUCUCCUGUUGGUUAAGCUAUGUUUACUGUUGAGACCCUCAAGAGAAAUACCACUCAUGUUGCAUUCCUGAACUAAAGGCAGGUACUAUAGCAUGGGGAAACGUUCCCCAAAAAAGGUUACUGAAAUCUGGAGAUAAGAAAGGAAGAUUUAUCUGUGUACUAUAAUUGGACCAGAGAAAAAGGGAAGAGAAAAAAGUUUUCAUUGGAAAUGUUAGUUUGUACUUAUUGAUCAUGAAUAUAAGUAUAUAUUUAAUUUUGCAAACUAUUUUUACUUGUUUGUAUUUUUUUCAUUAUAAGGAAAAAUAGUAGAACAUACUUAAAAAAAACCCACAUCUUUGAUUGUAUAUAAGAUGGUUCAGAGCUGGCAUUCUCUAAGCAGCUGGUAUGAAAGGUUACACAUUUCUUUCAAAAAUAGACCAUGUUAGCUUUCAUUUUGGUUUGUGACACUUUGUUAUCACAUUCCACAUUAUUAGGUAAAAGAGGUUUGAAAUAAAAUGCAUCUCUUUAAUUAAUCCUAACAAAUGUAUUUCUUGUUAAGGCAUCUAACUUCUUCCCAAAUAAUAGUAUAAUCAUCCACUGUUGCUAUUGUUCUCAGAAUUGGGAAUUACCAAAGAUGUACUUAACAUAUCAGAACACCAUGAUAAGUGAUCAUUAGUAAACAAAAAAGUCCAAUAGUAACUAUAAAAACAUUAAAUAACAUUUCCACAGAAUAAAUUAGACUUUAAUAUCCUCUACAAAUAGAAAUACCCAUAAAUAUUUUCUUCUGGACUCUGAGCCUAGAUGACCUGGCUGUGUGGUCUCGUUUUCUUUAAGAAAUUCAUGAGUGAUGCUUAUACUAUACUGUCUUCUAUAAAAGACAGUCAUGAUGCAUCGUGUAUGUAUGCAGAACGUCUCCUAGAUGAAGCCAGAGGCAAACCAUCAGCCUUCACUCUGUGCCAACCACUGUGUUUGAUGAUGAGCCACAAGAUUCAAAAUAUACCCUUGAGAAACUCACAGUCUAGAGGAGUAGACACUAAGGUUUAAAAAAACUAUUUUUAAUAAAAUUUGGUAUGUUCUACAAUUAAGGAAUGAGGAGAGAACGGCUUAUUCCAUUUGGGAAGCCCACUGAAGGCUUCAUACGUGGGAGAUACUGUGGCUAAAAAUAAAAAUCACAUAAAUGCUCUUUCUCUUGGCAACUAAUGGCACGUGAUAGUGUGUCAACACUGGGGGAGGCCCAGGGCACAUUCACACACAAGGGCUUAAAGUGCGCAGAUGGGGAGCCGAACCAUGAAGGAGCAGCUCAAGGAUCCUCAAAUUAUCAGAGAAAUGCCCAAAUUAAAUCCAGUACUUUCCCUGUUUCCUUUCAUCUGCACUGAAUGUACUUUUGGUUUUCAGUGGGAAAAAUCCCAGUCCUCAAGCGCAACCCACUUCUGGGGUCAGGACGUUUAUUUUGUGCAUAAAAAUGAAUGGAUUUUGGCUGAAGAAGUGUGGUCACAUUCUUCUAGCAUAUGUUGUGUUUAUAAUUUAGUAGACAUUCUGUAAUCAAUGAAGGAAAAUCUGUUUCACCUGCAUUAACAAUCAGAAGUACUGAAACUACAUUCAAAAUGAUUAACAGUUACGGUAGAAUGUGUGUGUGCGGCGCUUUAGAGUUUCAAAGUGCUUUCCCGUGCGUCAUCUUGUCUUUUGCUGCUCACAUGCUUCUGUGGGGUAGAAGGUAUCAAUCCCAGCUGGGUUGAGGCUGCUUUUCAUGGAUGGCUUGUAAGACCCAUUUCAGCACUUCAUGGUUACAAUUCUAGGUUUCAUUCCAAGAAAUGUGGAGACUAAUGUUUCUACAAACAUAUUCCACUAUCAGUGAAUUUUGCAAGAUGCUGCAUUUGCCCAAAUUCUCAUUUCUUCAGACACUCUUAAAGUGUGUCACCUUCUGAAAAUCCCAUGGAAGCAAUUAGUAUAUUCGUGGAAAAACUCCUCAUAGACUUAAUACUUGCAUUUUACUACUUGUUACGAGAAAUUUAAAACAAUGCAAAAUUUGAUGGCAUUUGGUGGAUUUCUACAGUAUAGUAGUUUAGUUUUCUCAGAUAUUACUUGGAAGCAAGAUAAUGGGGAAGAAAACCUGCUUUAAUCAGAAACCUUAUUUUAUUUUUUAAUAAAAAUAAAAGGAUGGAUCUAGAAGCUCUGGUAGCUAGGUUCCAGUGAUGUGGAUGAAGGAACACCUGCAGGUCCUCUUUUCCUCUCUGUCAUCUUCACAUUCACUCAAUUUUUGUCUGUCUUUCUGCACAAAUUGUAUUUAUGACUUGCCCACUUCUAACUAAGGCAAACAUCUUACAACAAAGAGCCUGAAAGUCUUUCCAACUUAACUAUAUUGGAGAAAUUCCCAAGGCAGGUGAAAUGAUGAUAUACCAUUAUUAAAAGACAUCUGUAACCCUGCACAGUAAAAACAUGCAAAAGAAGAAUGUGACCCACUCUCCAAACUGGGCCUGAGUCUCAGGCCCUAUUCCCUCUUAUCUGCUUUAGUUGAUGAGUGAAAGCACGCUAGAUCUUAGACACCUUACUUCCAUAAAACUUGAGUUUAAAUUAAUGAGCAUGUCACUUUUAUCAGAUUCUAAUUGUGCAAAAACUGUUACCUUUCUAGUUUGAUUGUUUUCCAGAUAGAUUUGUUUAUCUAACAUGGAAGCAAAGGAAGGCCAGAGACGGGGUGCCUGGGUGGCUCAGUUGGUUAAGCAACUGCCUUCGGCUCAGGUCAUGAUCCCGGAGUCCCGGGAUCGAGUCCCACAUCGGGCUCCCUGCUCAGCAGGCAGUCUGCUUCUCCCUCUGACCCUCCUCCCUCUCAUGCUCUCUGUCUCUCAUUCUCUCUCUCGCAAAUAAAUAAAAAAAUCUUAAAAAAAAAAAAGGAAGGCCAGAGACAUUAAAGCUUUCUAAAUUGUGGCUUAAGGACAAUGGUUGUCCACUAGAAGGGUGAUAGAAACAAAAAGCAGAAAAGCAAAAAGCAUAAAGAGAAGCCCAGCAGUUGUGUCCCCCACCUGCUGGAAUGUAAUGCUAAUUAUUGACCAACUGUCAAGACUCAGGAGUGGUAGCUCCAUUCCAAGGAGUGGGCACAAAGGAUAUAAUGGAUGUGUGUGCUACCCUUAAUCACAGCAAUCUGGGCCAGAAGGAAUGCAGGGAUGGUUAAGACAGGACCCUAGCAAAGGGAAAGUUAAAACAAGAGUUGGAAAAAUCGGGGCGCCUGGGUGGCUCAGUCAUUAAGCAUCUGCCUUCGGCUCAGGUCAUGAUCCCAGGGUCCUGGGAUCGAGCCCCGCAUCGGGCUCCCUGCUCAGCUGGAGGCCUGCUUCUCCCUCUCCCACUCGCCCUGCUUGUAUUCCCUCUCUCACUGUGUCUCUCUCUGUCAAAUAAAUAAAUAAAAUCUUUAAAAAGAGAGAGAGAGAGUUGGAAAGAUCAUCUUAGGGCUUCAAUUUGGUUUCUGACUUUGGGAGAAAAAAGAAAAAAAGAAUGUCGUGCUGCCUAGUGAGGCUACUGCUUGAUAAUCUCCCUGGUCAUGUAACUUUGGUAGGUUGGUAACAUCUUCUGUAUUGCACAACAGAAUUUAAAAGUAUUAAAGCUAACCAUAGAUGAAUCAGGAAAAUUUGACAAUUUAGCAUUACAUUAUGUCAUGGAUUUUAUUUAACUUCAGAAUUACUGUUGUUAUUAUUGAACUUUCUAUGUAAGUAAAAAAAAACAAAACUGUAGCUUGACAUAUUUAUGAUGCUUAAUUUGUUUCUCAGCAGACAUUCUUUGACUUUAGAAUAGCUUUUGGGACAUUUUCAUGGUUUCUUUAGUGGUUAUUUAAAUGUUCCCUAUUAAUCCAGAAAGCAAAAACUUGAGAAUUAGGUUGCUGAAUUGCAAAUGGAGAAGCUAAUCAGUGUUUCCAAUUUUUCGGGAAGCUAAUCAAGACUGAAAACACAUUUGCUUAGAUUUAAUCCGCUAGGCAGUUUAUUUGGCUUUCACAAUGGCACAGUUCAGCAGCAUUGGCAGGCCCUAGUUGUAGGGUUUCUGGGAAAAACAGGGAAAUUAAAUUUACAUACGUGAUGUUUACGUCCAGUGGCCUUGGGCAGGUGAUAUCUUUCUAAUUUUCUUUUAGGAUAUUACAACCCUGAGGAAUGUUGAUAGGUAUGUUGUGUGAUUCAAACUGAAUCAGCUAUUACUGAUGCAGGUAAGGAACCAUCAGUAAACUUCUGGUUACUACACCUUCUGUAAAAAAGGGAUAAUGUUUAAGAAGUACCUUGGAAGAAUUAACCAGGAAACACACAGAACUGAAUGUUCUUUUAGGACCCUAUGCUCUAAAAGCUGUUAUUACAACCUAUUUUUCUUUAUAUGAUAUCGUAAGUAAAAUUUGAAGCUGUUCAUAUAUUGGAAAGUGCAUAAGAUUACAUGUUUUUAUAAUAGGGAUGCAGGCAUUCCAAAAUAAAUAAAAAUACAUGCAUCUCUCUUGCCUCUUACUGAAAGUAUUAAUCUAAUUUUAUAAUAAUGCUUACUUUUUAAUAUUAAGGCUCUGUAAAAAAAACCAUAUUUAUUUCUAAGAUUUCAGUAGAGCACAGGUGAUGUAUUUUUUUAAGCCUUUCCAUUUCUUUUCACCAAUUCCACCCAUGUGUCUACUAUACCAGGUAUUCACAGUCAAGAGCUAUGUUUCUAUUUUUGUUGAGUUGAGUUAAGCUUCAUAUUCAUUCGAUGUGACUUUUAAUAGAGAAUAAUAAUGGGAGGUAUUUAGUAUUGGCAUUAAGACCAUACAGCUCCCAUUUCACCUUAUAUUUAAAUUUCAUCUGUUUUUUUUCCAAAGCAAAUAAUGCAGAUUGUUGACAUCCUCGGAAUGAUUUGUGGGUGGUAUUAAAUGGAUCCUGGGAUUCUGAAAUGUAGACUAGAUGUUGGUUUUCUGGAAAGUUUGUAUUCUUAUCCUCACCUGAACCCCUGACUUUUGUGUUGUAUUUUUUUAUGAUUCCAAAAUGCUUUGAGGGAAAGAUAUUUUAAUGUGUACAAUUUGUUUUAUUUUCA